This is a messenger RNA of Aspergillus alliaceus, 1472 nucleotides long. RefSeq names its product SDR family NAD(P)-dependent oxidoreductase. Gene Ontology annotation, molecular function: oxidoreductase activity, acting on the CH-OH group of donors, NAD or NADP as acceptor. The transcript has 2 exons. The record is from RefSeq and is a predicted model, not a curated record. The coding region runs from base 244 to 1233 and encodes 329 amino acids. NCBI's taxonomy places the organism in Eukaryota, Fungi, Ascomycota, Eurotiomycetes, Eurotiales, Aspergillaceae.
CUUCAAUCUACUGAGUACUUAUCUUUAUACCUACUUCUUUGGAUUAAUCAUCGGACUGUGUGACUUUACCUGAAGUGAAAGGCCUUAGACCUCCUUGUCUCCUUUGUCUCGCAAAUUUGCUUUGCGCAUUCAUUCGUCUACACUCCUUCAGAUGCUCAAUGAUGAACACCUUUAUAAUAUCUCUUUACCUCUAACCCAACCGAGACGUGAAUGCCAUUACCUCAAAGAGCACAAUAACCAGCCAUGUACCCAACACUCCAACUCCGCAGGUCAACAUCCCUCCCCCGCCCCCAAUACAACGCCAGGCGCAUACAAAGCACAGCCCUCCCCAACGCCCUACCACAGCUACAGCUAUCCCAAAGACGACCCCUAUCCUCUCCCUCGCAAAACAGUCCACCAAUCUCUUCACGUCUCGCCGGCCGAACCUGCAUGAUCACAGGCGGAACAUCAGGCAUCGGCUUCGCAAUCGCCCACCGAUUCCUUCAAGAAGGCGCAGAGCGCAUUAUCCUUGUCGGACGAUCUCACGAGCGCCUUGUCACCGCCGCAUCCAAACUCCAAGGAACCGACUCUAAAACUCCACUUACUCUUCAAACCCAAACACCCGACCUAAAACUGCAUGGAACUCUAAUCGACUACUCCGACAAAAUUAACCUCCUGGUAGGCGACGUCUCAGAAGCCGGAUCAUGGCUGCGUGAGCUGGAGAAAGCAAUGCAAAAAGUCGACAUCCUUAUAAACUCCGCGGGAAUCUCCAACACAAACAUCCUCCCCAAAACGCCAGCAUCAGAAAUCUCCCUCACCCUCCGCACAAACCUCGAAGCCGCAAUCCUCACUUCACGGGCCCUUCUCCGUGCUUCUCUCCGCAACCGCCUAAAAACCCACACCGCAGCAUCCAAAUCCAAAUGUAUAAUCAAUAUCUCCUCACUCCUAGCCCAUAGAGGCGGAACUGGGGCAGUGCCAUACGCGGCCUCGAAGGCGGGCAUCUUGGGAUUGACGCGAUCGUUGGCGGUCGAGGCAGCGGGGAGUGUGCGGUCGAAUGCGAUUGUGCCGGGGUAUAUUGAGACCCCGAUGAUUGCGGGGUUUAGCGAGGGGGUGAGUGAGAGGCUGAGGGGGAGUAUUCCGGUAGGCAGGUUUGGGGAGGCGGGGGAGAUUGCGGAUGCGGCGGUCUUUUUAGCAGGGAAUGAGUAUGCGAAUAAUUGUGUUGUUAGUUUGGAUGGGGGGUUGAGUGCUGUGUGAGUUUACUGUACUUAGACUUAUAUUGCCUUGUCUAUGGGAGAAAAAAAGGGGCGGGUGGUUGUGUAUAUAGAGGUACUGAGGUUGAGACUCGUGGGAUGUUUUGGGACGAUAUAUGUGUGGAUUGUACGAUGAAGAUAACAAGUAAAUUCAUUGACUCAUUCGUGUGCCUUUGUUGGAACGCCAUGCCAAAGUAUGCACAUUAUCACUUCGGCCAAAAUACAAAACACCUCGGCAAUCCC